AUGGCGUCGCAGGCUCAAGUGAUCCAACAGAAGUUUGACAAGUUCAUGCGUCAGCUCGACACGGAGCUCUCGAAGUACCCUAGCCUGAACCGCUUCGACAAGCACCUCCCUGUGCCGAAGUCGUACAUUGUGUGCGGUGCUCUGGCUAUCUUGACCUUCCUGAUCUUCUUCAACAUUUGCGCUGGCUUCCUGACCAACUUCAUCGGCUUCUUCGUGCCGAUGUACUUCUCGCUCGCCGCCCUGGAGACCCCCCAGCCCCAGGACGACAUUCAGUGGCUCACGUACUGGGUUGUGUUUGGCUUCUUCAACUUCCUCGAGACCUUCAUCAGCUUUGUGCUGUACUGGUUCCCCUUCUACUACACUUUCAAGACCCUCGCGAUUGUCUGGCUCGUCCUGCCCCAGACCCAGGGUGCGAAGCUCGUGUACUACAAGCUCCUGCGCCCUGCGUUCCUGGCCGUGCACGGCUCGCAGGCCAGGACUCCCGCGACUGUCGACGCUACCAAGCCCGGCUUCUCGGCUGCUUCGACUGGCGUGCACACCCAGUAA
Messenger RNA from Malassezia sympodialis ATCC 42132, 546 nucleotides. Its product is annotated as HVA22/TB2/DP1 family protein. The record is from RefSeq and is a predicted model, not a curated record. Lineage: Eukaryota; Fungi; Basidiomycota; Malasseziomycetes; Malasseziales; Malasseziaceae.